Messenger RNA from Durotheca rogersii, 483 nucleotides. RefSeq lists its product as uncharacterized. Bases 1 to 483 code for a protein of 160 amino acids. The transcript has 2 exons. Lineage: Eukaryota; Fungi; Ascomycota; Sordariomycetes; Xylariales; Xylariaceae. The record is from RefSeq and is a predicted model, not a curated record.
AUGACCGCCACUCCCUUGAUCCUCUGCGGACACUCCGAGGACCUCGGCAACGUCUUCAAGGAGGUUCUCCAGCCUGACUACGAGGUCGUCCACUUCGUCAGCUCGCCGAAGGCCGGGCUCGUGGAGAUCCCGCUGGUACUCAAGGGCGAGAUCCCGACGCCUGCCGGCGGCGGCGGCGGCGGGGGCAGCCGCGUGGGGACGGGCAACCUAGCGCUGGGCGCGCCGCGGGCCGUGGUGGUCGGCGCGGCGUACGACGACGCGUGGGUGGCGAGCCUGCGCAAGGACGUGGCCGCGGCGGGGCUCAAGGCGGUGCCGGUGCUCAAGCCCGAGGCCGAGGCGCCGUACGGGCUCGCGCCGGCCCCCCGCACCCCCGACGCCGUCCGCAAGGGCGCCGCCCGCGCCGCCCGCGCCCUCCGCCAGCUCGAGGCCGACGGCAAGCUCGACCCCGCCGCCAAGGACGAGCCCGGCGUCUACGUCUACUAG